GCGUCUCCUGCCCGCUGCAUUGUGGGCCAGUGGCGGAUCAGUUUUGCAGUUGGUGACGGAGGACAGGAUGUCGGUGCAUUUAAUUAUGUUAUAUCCAUGUGAUUUUUAAUUAUUAUUAUUAAUAAACAGCGGGAUAGAUACCCCAAAACCAUGAAGUUACUCAGCAAGGACAUAGAAAAAGACAAUUGCGGUCAAGUGGCGCUGGUGGCGGAGGAACCUGAAGACAUGUGGCACACCUACAACCUGCUGCAAGUGGGGGACAGCUUACGGGCCUCCACGAUCAGGAAAGUCCAGACGGAGUCGUCCACGGGCAGCGUGGGCAGUAAUCGCGUCCGCACCACGCUGACCAUCUGCGUGGAGACGAUCGAUUUCGACUCCCAGGCCUGUCAGCUGAGGGUCAAAGGGACCAACAUCCAGGAGAACGAAUACGUCAAGAUGGGUGCCUACCACACUAUAGAGUUGGAACUGAACAGGAAGUUCACUUUGGCUAAGAAGCUGUGGGACAGUGUGGUGCUGGAGAGAAUAGAGCAGGCGUGUGACCCCGCUCAGAAGGCGGAUGUGGGCGCCGUGGUGAUGCAGGAGGGUCUGGCCAAUAUCGUUCUCGUCACGCCCGCCAUGACACUGGUGAGGGGCAAAGUGGAGCAAACCAUUCCCCGCAAGAGGAGGGGGAGCUGUGCACAGCACGACAAGGCUCUUGACCGUUUCUACGAUGCUGUGAUGCAGGGAAUCCUGAGACACAUCAACUUCGAGG
Messenger RNA from Acipenser ruthenus (sterlet), 751 nucleotides. Its product is annotated as protein pelota homolog. Gene Ontology annotation, cellular component: cytoplasm. Gene Ontology annotation, biological process: nonfunctional rRNA decay; nuclear-transcribed mRNA catabolic process, no-go decay; RNA surveillance. NCBI's taxonomy places the organism in Eukaryota, Metazoa, Chordata, Actinopteri, Acipenseriformes, Acipenseridae. The record is from RefSeq and is a predicted model, not a curated record.